Messenger RNA from Symbiodinium necroappetens, 935 nucleotides. The record is from the annotation of a GenBank genome assembly. NCBI's taxonomy places the organism in Eukaryota, Dinophyceae, Suessiales, Symbiodiniaceae.
GUUGUGGGCGGCGGGAGCUCGAGAGUUGGGUCGGUGCUCCCUUGCCCUUCGACGACGAGGUCUUGGCAUACUUGCUGCAGGUGUCGCCAAUGGUCGAGUCGGAGGAGCUUGCGCUGCUCGUGGCAGACUUCUGCCCAAGCUGGCCCGAGGGUUGGCGGCUUGCUCUGGCCACCUUGCUCUCGAACCCGAAGGGGUCGCAAGCAGGCCGUGGCCACGAAGCUUGGGGCAAGGGACAUCAGAGCUUGUCUCCAAGCCGCAGACAGCAGAGCAAAGCCACCAGCAGCUCCCCUCUCUCGAAAUGGGUGUGGUACCUGGAACAGAGGCAAAGCCCACCUUCCAAAGCAGCGGAGCCAACAACGCUGCGAGUGCCACGAAGGGAGCUGGGAGGGGCCAAGGACAUGGCCGUCCUGCCAAGCCGUGGGCGUGAGGGACCGAAGCUUCCUCAGGCUGCACCGAGCCCGCAGCCCAAGCGGGAGAGGGAGAGGGAGGAGCCCGAGCAGUCCAUCAAGGCUGUCGUUGAGCAGCAGCUGGAUUUGCAGCACCAGCUUCAGCAGCGCAGCUCCCCGAAGCAGUCGCCAAAGCAGUCACCAAAGCAGUGCAAGCUGCUGUCUGCGCCUUCUCCGGAUGUCGAGGCUGAGAGAAGGCAGAAGUCCACGGCAGCGGGGCGAUCGAGGGAGCAGACGAUCCAGGAAAUCAUCCAGCAGCAGCUUCUGUUGCAGGAGCAGCUGCGGCCGCAGCUCGAGCAACCUGCCGGAGGUCCAGUGGGCAGUUCGCAGUUGGAGCAUCAGCCGAGUUGGAUGCAGACGCCCUCUGGGAGCGAGCGGGAGGACACGUCGACGGUCGGGAUGGUGCAUGUGCAGCCCAAGCCGACUUUGGGGGACUUCGAGGAGCAAGUCAGCCAGACAGGCCUGCUUUCCCGUUGGGCACUGUGCUGA